AAAGGAUACCGUGUUGCGCAAGUUCGCGUCGUCUUCACGCUGACAAGUCAAGCUACAAAUUUGUUAUUCCCUGCUGGACCUCUAAAACCACCCGCCCACCUUGCGUAUGUGGAAUGGUUCACACCCUUCCAGCAACCUGAAUUCCACCAUGGGCUGUACAAAAUUUGCCGUCUGAUGCGUCAUGGAGAGCGUCUUGCAAGCAUUAUCGAUGUAUCGGACAUCCGCAGGAGUGUUCAUCUUUUUCCAAAUUUCGGCGCAGUAGUACCUCGUGAAUGGACGAGCAGUACCGUUCUGGAGCUCUGUCCCAGCUUCUUUGUAAACUCGUUUAGUGACCGACACGCUUAUUUAACUAUUGUUUGA
This is a messenger RNA of Suillus fuscotomentosus, 360 nucleotides long. RefSeq lists its product as uncharacterized. The annotation marks the transcript as partial. The transcript has a single exon. The record is from RefSeq and is a predicted model, not a curated record. Lineage: Eukaryota; Fungi; Basidiomycota; Agaricomycetes; Boletales; Suillaceae.